This is a messenger RNA of Haliotis rubra (blacklip abalone), 924 nucleotides long. Its product is annotated as homeobox expressed in ES cells 1-like. The record is from RefSeq and is a predicted model, not a curated record. Gene Ontology annotation, cellular component: nucleus. The coding region runs from base 1 to 924 and encodes 307 amino acids. Gene Ontology annotation, molecular function: RNA polymerase II transcription regulatory region sequence-specific DNA binding; DNA-binding transcription factor activity, RNA polymerase II-specific. Gene Ontology annotation, biological process: embryonic morphogenesis; regulation of transcription by RNA polymerase II. The transcript is spliced from 3 exons. NCBI's taxonomy places the organism in Eukaryota, Metazoa, Mollusca, Gastropoda, Lepetellida, Haliotidae.
AUGUUGUCGUCUUUUCUGGCAAACACUUACAACUACCAGCACCCAGACAACUCGCACCUUUUCUUCCCAGCGCCGCUCAACGUCCCCCAGUUCUCAUACGGUAGACAACCCACAUUUCCCCCUUCGUCGACACCAUCCACAUCAACGACACCAACGACACUGACAACAUCAUCAUCCCCAUCAGAAGCCUGCAGCAUGGAGGUGAAGCAAGAAGCCGAGGAGGAAGCCAUCCCCGUGGCAAACACGUCCUCCGCCACCAUAAAGUUCUCCAUAGACAAUAUUCUGGGUCUGAGAUCGGAGUCCGACAAGGGGGACAGUGCCAAUGGUGAUGUUCCACAACAACCUAUGUGUGGUGACGAAGACGAAGCAGACGACAACCAAGGAGUUCUGGAUGAAGAGUAUCCAAGAUUUCCCUGGCUUCAGUGUACCCGCUACAAGCCACCAAAAUUGCCAAGACUGAAGAAGAAGGAUGGGGUGAAAAGGAGGAAGCUCGGCCGCAACCCACGUGUUCCUUUCACUCAACAUCAGGUGGCAGUUUUAGAGGAGAAGUUUCGCCGAACUCACUACCUCAGUAGCAUGGAUGUUGCCGAACUGUCGACAGCGCUCAACCUAUCAGACAACCGGGUGAAGAUCUGGUUCCAGAACCGGCGUGCACGUGAACGUCGCGACAGAGAGGCAGCGCAGACGUCAGCACUUUUCCCGCCCAAACCAUCCCAGCCUCUCAUGGUGCCUUCAGUCACAUGGCCCAUCCCCUCAACAACCACUAACACAGCUUUCGCCCAACUCCGCACAGCCAUCCAGCAGAGUCGAGGGAGCUUCCUCCCCUCAGCGUUCAGUCUCUACCUCCCUCGCCCCACGGGGCAGGACGGGGGCAAGUGUAACGUGGACACAACCGACGAUCGUUCCGACAAGUACUGUAGUUGA